Messenger RNA from Neocloeon triangulifer, 5721 nucleotides. It is a transcript of the gene Smg6, whose product is annotated as telomerase-binding protein EST1A. The transcript has 22 exons. The coding region runs from base 26 to 4591 and encodes 1521 amino acids. NCBI's taxonomy places the organism in Eukaryota, Metazoa, Arthropoda, Insecta, Ephemeroptera, Baetidae. The record is from RefSeq and is a predicted model, not a curated record. Gene Ontology annotation, cellular component: telomerase holoenzyme complex. Gene Ontology annotation, molecular function: telomeric repeat DNA binding; protein binding; telomerase RNA binding. Gene Ontology annotation, biological process: nuclear-transcribed mRNA catabolic process, nonsense-mediated decay.
AUGUUGUGUUUUUAUAAUUAUAAAAAUGGCGGAAGACAGACAACUGAACAGUGGAAAAUUUAAUUCUAACAUGCAAGAUCAACAUGAAAGGAAGAACAACGGCCACGUCCGAUCCGGAGGAAAGGGUAGCGCAGGGGGCAAGUCGCAAGUAAUUUACCGUCCGGGCAGUGGCCCCUUGAAGAAGACUGGCGAAGCUGACAAUAUAACUGAGCACGGCGGCCCCAAGGCGGGCGCCAAAGGGUCCUCGGCGCGGCCCAGCGGGGGCGACUGGCGAAAGCCUUCGCAACAGUUGUACCAGCCUCCGGUCAACAACAGCCGAGAGUCGACACCGGGGCCCCCAGAAUUGCCCCCCGAGAAAGCGUUGUCCAUCAAAAUGUCGCAACUGAGCACUGCGGACAACGACUCUUCAGACGACAAGAAGAAAAGCAAAAAGCCCGAGUUGGCCAUCUACGUCCCAAGGCCUAAAGCCCAGGCCAUGGCCGAGGGUGGAGAGGAGCCAUGGGAGGGGCAGGGUAAAGGACGAGGACAAAAGAAAAUGACCUCGUCAAAUUCGUGGGAGCAGCAGCCUGGCAAUAAAGGUAAAGCAGAAUCCUGGGACCGACCAAAGAAGAAUGACAUGCCCGAGUGGAGAAAGCAGUCUAAUAAGGAACAGGGUCGGAAAGUAAAAGGGUUUGGAAAAAGGGGUCAAGCAGACGACACAUCAUGGCGGAGUCAAAGUCCGCUGCAAAGAAGCGAAAGCAUGUCUGGCCUGAGCCCAUCAAGAGACUUGAGACAAACGUCUGAACCCCGUUCCUUGCCCUUUGACGGUCGACCUGUGCCGGGCCGAGGCAGCGAACCGCCCAUGAAACCGCCGAUGGGUCCUCCCAGAGGGGGUCGUGGCGCCAAACCCAACAUGCAGAGUUUGCCACCGCGCUUCCAAAAAAUGCAAAAGGCCAACGACGAGUGGGACGGCAACAAGAGCCUUGUCUUUCAAGGCCACUCGCACACCCUGCCCCAUCCUCCCAGAAACAGUCAGCAGGGACAGGGCAGAGGAGGCGAUCGAAGACAUGAGGAACCGCGAAACGCACGCUCAGCCACACCGGAUCAGUUCAAAAGACCGAAGACUCCUCCCCACCAUGGAGGAGGCGGACGCGGGAGAAGACCCUCGCCGUCGGACAGGCGAACCCCAAGUCAAGACUGGAGCGGCAUGAAAUCGCCCUUUGGUAUGAGGCGCACACCUAGCCAGGAGAGUGUUGGCAGGAGAAGAGGAAAACAUAGGAACAGGUACAACAGUGGAGGCAGUUCGUUGGAUGAAAAUGGCGGUUAUAGAGACAGGAGGCACAGCGACCCUCGGGUCACACCCCAACCUAGCGCCAAAGUAGCCGAAGAUAAAGGAUCUGACGAAGAACUUGGGCAACUCAUGUCUUUGAAUGUGCCGGAAAUUACUGACUGGAGUGCUGAAGUUGAAGAGAGCGAUAGAUUGGAGGCCGAGGCUUUGAUAAGCGAGACCGAAUCCAACGCUGCAAAAAGUGAACAAUCAUCAAAAAGGAAAAGGAACAGAAGAAAGAAACAGAAGAAAGGAGGGGAAAGGAACAAAGAAUCGACUGAGAAGUCUCCAGCACCCGCGGACAAAUCACCCACCCCUCACAAAGGAGGACUUUUGAUCCUCCCAGCCAAACUAGACUUGGGCCAGUCUCCCCCCUCACAGUCGGUCCAGCGCACCCUUUACGACCCAAACAAUCCGUCGAAACCAAUCAUGAUGAAGGCGGCAGGGAUGCGCAUGCCACAGCCUCAGUUUCCUCAGUUCAGUUCGCCUCCGGAAAUGGGCAUGCACGGCCGCAUGCCUGCUCCUCCCCACCCCUAUCCACCUGGAGCGCCUUUCAUGUACGGACCCUUCACCAGACCCGAAGCAAGCAUUGCAGGGAAACCAUUGUGGUAUGACCACUAUUCCGAAAAUUUUAGAAAUUGUCGAAAUCCUCACUUACUAAUUGACAUUGAGCAAGCUGAUUGGGAACUGACAAAAAUUAUAAGCACGGUCGGCAUUGUUCAGAGUUGGCCUAAAAUUUGUCAAAUUAGGCAAUUUUUACUUAACUCUCUAAUGAUGCUCCUGCUGCAAGAUCUCAGAUUUUCCCAAAUGGAAAACAUUGAAAUACAUAUAUGGAAACUGGCUUUUUACCAAGUGAUAGAACUGCUCAGAAAAGGCCAAGCGGAGGCCGAAGGCAAUCAGGAGUUGAAGGAGUUGCACAAGAAGACUUUGCUUGCUGUGAUAGAGGACGGCAUUAAGUUUUUCGACAAUUUGCUAACAACUCUGCAGGACACUUAUAAAUUCAGCGUUGAAGAACUGACCGGCGAAGGCGCACCGAUGCUGACCCAGCAGCCCAACCAGUAUCCUCCAAUCACAAAUUUAGCCAUAAUUUCUGCACAAAAGGUCUGCUUGUAUAUGGGUGACCUGGCAAGGUACAAGGAGCAGGCCAACGACACAAGCAACUUCAACAAAGCCAAGCAGUGGUACACUAAAGCUCAAAUGCUCAAUCCAAAGAACGGGCGCCCCUAUAAUCAAUUAGCAGUUUUGGCUCUUCACGCUAGGAGAAAACUGGAUGCAGUUUAUUUCUACAUGAGAAGUCUGAUGGCAUCAAAUCCUUUCCAGACGGCUCGAGAAAGCCUUUUACUGUUGUUUGAUGAAAAUAGGAAAAAAGUAAAUUUGAUUGCACUUCCUGGAAUUGGAAACUUAUGUUGGAAUUUGCAGUUUGAAUCUCUUGAAAAGAAGAGGAGGGACGAACAAGCAGCUGAAGAGAAGGAAAGACUGCAAGAAAAGGCAGCAGUCAGUAAAGGCCACCGAAGAGAAAUCUGGAUUCACCCAGACAAUAGUUCCAAAGAGUGGCUUACCCCGACUGAUAGUGAAAAGGAUGCUGACUGGAGAGAAGAAGAGUUGUCCAAGAUGUCAUUUACUGAGCUCAACAAGCAAUUCCUCACAAGUUACCUUCAUGUUCAGGGCAAGCUUUUCACCAAAAUUGGAAUGGAAACAUUUCAAGAAGCAGCCCACCAAAUGUUGAGAGAGUUCCGGGCUCUCCUGCAGCAUUCUCCAGUGCCUGUCAGUAGCGCCAGGUUCCUGCAACUCCUCGCCCUAAAUAUGUUUGCCAUCGAGAACACUCAGCUCAAAGAACGCAACAUCGAGCCUGGCUACCGGUCGGUGAUGCAAGAGAACGCCUUGAUCGUCUCCCUGCAAAUGUUCAACCUGAUCUUGGAGCGGUGCGCCGAUCUCUUUCCAGCGCCGGCCGCCCCCGUGACGAAAAUCCAAGAGCUUGGUGACGUCUCCGAGGACCUGCAGACCCUGUUGCCGGCCAUCAAGGUGUGGUGCGACUGGUUGUUAUGUCAUACUGCAGUGUGGAACCCUCCGCCUUCCUGCGCCGACUACAUCGUGGGGCCCCCGGGCGACGCGUGGACCCGUUUGGCCAAUUUGGUCAAUCGGCUGGAGAGACUGGACCUGUCGGCGCUUGAGCUGUCAACAAAAAAGCUUGAAGGUUUCGAAGUGCUGAAACUGCCCGAGGACAUGGCGCUGGCGGGAUUCACCCCGCUCAUGUACAACAUGCAGGAGUUGGUCUACGUUCCUAAAAACCUGGACAUGGCGUGUGUCUUACCAAGUAAUUUUGAUGUCCAGGAGUUGGCUUACAACUGUCUGAGAAUCAAAAAGGUCCAGUUCUUUGGCUCUGAGUUUCUGUGCGGGGUAGACCCUCCAGUGCUCAAGCUGCAGCGAUGGGACAACGAACGCAGCCUCUACAUUUCCCUGGUCGACCCAACAAGAUCGCCGGGCGACACCCCGCCUCAGACUAGCCUCUCUGACCUGAGUGAUUUGGAGAGAAAAUUGACUGCCAACGACGUGGAAAAUGGAGAGGCCGUGGCAACCAAGAUGACCCCGACCAGUCCUUCGGAGACCUCGUCUGAAAUUAAAAGUCUGCUAUCCAGAAAGGAGGAACUGACACGGGCGCAUCAAAUGCACGAAAGGCACCGCCAGCAAGCACAGGCAAUUCUAGACCAGCAAGCAGGCUGCGUGGAGAUGAAGGUGCGUCCGCGACUGCUGAUCCCAGACACGAACUGCUUCAUCGACCACCUGGAAGACCUGCAGCAGGUCGUCAAUGUUUUCACGCUGAUGGUGCCCCUUGUCGUUUUACACGAGCUGGAGGGUUUGGCCAGGGGCAGCAGAAGUCCCGCACCGUUGGGGGCGCCGUCGGAAAACGCGCAGCACACCAAGUAUGUGGCCGAAAGGGCGGGCAGUUCGCUCGCCUUCCUCAAAAGUCGACCUCAGGGCGUCAGGUGCGUCACAACCAAGGGCGCCGUCCUGGCUCCGACGGGGGUCGCCAUGGUCGAGGACUCCGGAGAACAGGAAAUGAAAAACGACGAUCGUAUUCUCAACACUUGCCUUAGUCUGAUCAAGACGUAUUCCAGAGGAGACGAAUCAACCACCGAACCCCUAAAACCAGGCGAAACGCGACACCUUUUUCGGGAAGUCGUGCUGCUGACUGAAGACAGGAAUCUGCGCGUCAAGUGCUUGGCCAGGGACGUUCCUGUCAGGACCAUCAGUGACUUUUUGAAGUGGGCCAACCCGAAACCUUGAACCCAACGUGCGUCCCACCCAAGUACCUGCAUCAAGCAACGGCGACUCCGGAAAGGGUUUCCAGCUGGUCUGGUUUGCUCUCGAGAAGAUCAUGACGGUUCAGAGAAUGCCUUUUUGAAUCAAUUUUUACAUGCCUUGUGGUAAUCUAAUCUGCUGCUGCUGUUGGAGAAUCUAAGCCGUAGUGUUACCAAAACACUUUUCCCCCAUAUUACGACUUAGGCCCGCUGUACGUACUUUUCUGUCACAAUUUUUGUAUUUGUGUGUAUAAAAAAAAAAUUAGAAAGAAGAAACUCCCAAUUAGAAUGGUUUAUAAUUAAUAUGUUUGAGACCUUGUUUCUCGAGUUGAGCUUGUUAAUGAUUAUUUUAUGAUCAGAUUACUCGGCCUGCUAUUUCGGGCUUAUUUUUUAGCGUCGUUUUUUUACAUAAUUUUCCUUCUAAUUUAUGAAAGCAUUCCUAAUUUAAGUGCAUCUGGUGUAAUUGUGUGUUUAAACAAAUCAGCGCCAUCUUUUAAAUAAUAAUAAAAAAUUAUUAGUGCAACAGAAGUCGCGAAAAGCGUUUUGCGAGAUCUCAGUCCUUAAUAGAAAAUCAAAAUGUGAGCCACUACUAAAGCUAACAAUAAUACAGCUAAUUAAUUCCUAUUCUACCUCCCUCCGAUCAGGGUUGCCCCUUAAUUCGAGCAGUUAGGUCCUGCCUCCUUUAGUGAUAGUCCCAUGACACUCACACUUGUGUAUUAAUCCUCUAAGUUUGGUCUUGCCAGCUUGUUAUCCUAGCUUUUGAAAAGAAAUUACUAACAAUACUUUUUAUCACCAUAUCCAAUUAAAGGCACCAACUAGCAAGUAACUUUGUGGCCUCAAUGUAUUGUAAGUCGGUACUUAAUUAACGCAAUUAUUUUGGCAAAUUACUCAACUCGUAAUAGAAAAGCAAUCGGUCCACCAAACUGACUCUCACUGAUUACGCUCGUUAAUUGUGGUCAGCGUUGAUUUUCAAUUCAAUUGUAUUUAACUAACAACAGUGGCACAAUAUUGCGUGUGUGUAUCAAUUUGUUGAAAACUCAUCAAGAAAUACUGUUUAUGUAAAGAGCCUUGCAGAAUAAUUAUUAUGAGUAAUAAAUAAGUACUUUUUAAAAAUUA